This is a messenger RNA of Eimeria mitis, 1731 nucleotides long. RefSeq lists its product as uncharacterized. The transcript is spliced from 2 exons. The record is from RefSeq and is a predicted model, not a curated record. The coding region runs from base 1 to 1731 and encodes 576 amino acids. NCBI's taxonomy places the organism in Eukaryota, Apicomplexa, Conoidasida, Eucoccidiorida, Eimeriidae.
AUGUUAUUGCUGCAGCCAAAGGGAGAGGUACCGUCUCCUUCUGAGGCCUCGUGGGCCUCGCGGGGUGUCUCCUUUGGGGGCCCCGGGGGCCCCCGUCUCCCCUUCUCCUCCAGCUGUCUCCUUGGGGGUCGUUCUGCUGCUGACCCUUUCCGCAGCAGAGCAAAGGGGAGCAGCAGGGCCCCCAGCAAGCACGUCGAUGCCUUUGAGGCAGCAGUACCUGGGGGCCUCACAAGGCUUAAUAGGGAGCAGCAGCAGCAGCAGCAGCAGCAGCAGCAACAGCAGCAGCAGCAACAGCAGCAGCAGCAGCAACAGCAACAAGUUGGGGAACAGCAAAAACUCUCGCCGCAGACACAGCAACUGCAGCAACAACAAAUACAGCAGCAGCAGAUCCAACAGCAGCAGCUGCAGCAGCAACAGCAGAUGCAGCAGCAACAGCAGCUGCAACAACAGCAGCAGCUGCAGCAGCAACAACAGCUACAGCAGCAACAACAGCUGCAGCAGCAGCAGCAGCAGCCGCAGCAGCAACCAACGGUAGCAAGCGUUCUGCAGCAGCAAGAAACCCCAGGGCUGCCGACACCACCGCCCCCGCCCCCUCCACCCCCGCAGCAGCAACAUCACCAGCAGCAGCAGCAGCAGCAGCAGCAGCAGCAGCAACUGCUGCUGCAGCAGCAAACCCCAACACCUCCCCACGAGGAGACAUCUGCCCUCUCGCGGGAGCCCGAACAGCAGCAGCAGCCUCUACAGCUGCAACCCCAGCAGCAGCAGCAGCAGCAGCAACAGCAACAGCAGCAGCAGCAUAUGAAGCCUCCUCCGCAGAUGCUGCAUUCACAGCAGCACUUACAGCAGCAGCAGCCGCAGCAGCAGCAGCAGCAACAGCAGCAGCAACUUCUGCAGCAGCAGCAAACAGCACGCAUGCUCCAUCAAGCCCCCGCUGGUUAUGUGCCUGUGUCGAUGCCUGCUGCUAUCAUAGGGCCCCAGGGGUUGCUGCUGCACCCGGUGCCUGUUGUUGCUGCUCAUCCUUUCUUGCUGCAGCAGCAGCAGCAGCAGCAGCAGCAGCAGCAAGCUCUACGCAUGCAACAGCACGCCGCGCACCCCAUGGUGGUACCCGUUCAGUCGCAGACCGUGCAGCAGCAGCAACAGCAGCAACCGCAGCAGCAGCAACUGCUGCAGCAGCAUCAACCCAUGCAGCAGCAGCAUGAGCCUCUGCAGCAGCAAUCAACCCCCCAGCAGCAGCAACCCAUGCAGCAGCAGCAGCCUAUGCCGCAGCAGCAGCCUGUGCAGCAGCAGCAGCAACUUAUGCAGCCGCAGCAGCUUAUGCAGCAGCAACCAGUGCUGCAGCAACAGCAGCAUUUGCAGCAGCCGCAGACGAUGCAGCAGCAGCAGCAGCCAAUGCAGCAGCCUAUGCAGCAGCAGCAUAUGCAGCAGCAGCAUAUGCAGCAGCAGCAUAUGCAGCAGCCACACAUGCAGCAGCAGCAGCAACAUAUACAGCAGCAGCCACAUAUGCAGCAGCAGCCACAUAUGCAGCAGCAGCCGCAUAUGCAGCAGCCCCAUAUGCAGCAGCAGCAGCCCCAUAUGCAGCAGCAGCAGCCGCAUAUGCAGCAGCAGCAACAUAUGCAGCAGCAGCAGCAGCAGCAGCAGCAGCAGCUAAUGCAGGCGAACAGCGAUCUGAAUCAGCAGCAGCAGCAGCAGCAGCAGCAGCAGCAGCAGCUGUUGCAGCAGCAGCAGCAGUAG